Gavialis gangeticus (Gharial) is the source of this 341-nucleotide messenger RNA. RefSeq names its product centromere protein X (gene CENPX). Gene Ontology annotation, biological process: DNA repair; replication fork processing; resolution of meiotic recombination intermediates. Gene Ontology annotation, cellular component: FANCM-MHF complex; Fanconi anaemia nuclear complex. The transcript is spliced from 5 exons. NCBI's taxonomy places the organism in Eukaryota, Metazoa, Chordata, Crocodylia, Gavialidae. Gene Ontology annotation, molecular function: protein heterodimerization activity. The record is from RefSeq and is a predicted model, not a curated record. The coding region runs from base 73 to 321 and encodes 82 amino acids.
CAGACGUCCCGCCCCUUCGGGGGAUGUCCCGCCUAUAGGAAGAGGGGGAGGGCAGGGCCAGCCAGGCGCGGGAUGGAGGAGCGGGAAGAGCACGGGGCCGGGUUCAGGAAGGAGACGGUGAACAAGCUGCUGCGCCGGCACUUCCGGGACGACAGGACGCGCGUGGGCGGGGAGGCGCUGGCGCUGCUGGCUGAGAUGCUGAAGGUCUUCGUGCGAGAGGCCGCCGUGCGAGCUGCCCGCCAGGCUCGGGCCGAGGACCUGGCGCGGGUGGACGUCGAGCACGUGGAGAAAGUGCUGCCGCAGCUGCUCCUGGACUUCUAGAAGCCUCCUAGGGCAUCCAG